UUGAUUUGGGCGCAAAUUAAAGGUUAUGCGGCUCUUAAAAAUACCAGCCCACCGUUUACUGCAAACAAAAUGCUGUCAUUGUUGCAAGAAGCUUGUGAUAGUGUUACUUCCGCGAAUUGGGAAAUUGUGGUUUUACGAACAAAAAAUUUGAUUUUCGCUGAUUGGGACAGAGACAUACAUAUCGAUGCUCUCAUAGAUAACCAAAUUAUAAUAAAUAUAGGGGAUUCUACAGACGAUGAUGAGGGUGAUGACGACGACGCCGACCAUGAAAUAUCGAUUUCGGCUAGUGAUGAUGAAUAUGUUCCAUCUUGA
Molecule: messenger RNA, 312 nt
Organism: Parnassius mnemosyne (clouded apollo)
Lineage: Eukaryota; Metazoa; Arthropoda; Insecta; Lepidoptera; Papilionidae
Source: the annotation of a GenBank genome assembly